CUUGAUAGUCACCGUCGGAUCGUAGCUGCGGAGGAACCAAAGAUCUUGAUGCACUCGAAUGAGUGUCAAGACCCAACUGGUUGCAAUGAGGACUGGCACACAAUUUGGUGGAAUGGUAUGGGCCGUUUUCUUCUUGAUGGUAGGAAUCCACAGCCGUACGACGACGCCGUCAAAUGCUUCAAGGAACUGCAGUUUGGAUGCGUCAGUGAAGGAUGCAAAGACCUCAUGUUCAAGAUUCUCGAUCAGGGAGCAGCAUUCAAGCACGCCGAACAAUUUGUUUCUGAGACUUGCAGCUUCCUAGUAGAGAAACUGGUUUUCGAGCCUGAGCCUCCUUCGCCAUAG
Messenger RNA from Suillus subalutaceus, 342 nucleotides. RefSeq lists its product as uncharacterized. NCBI's taxonomy places the organism in Eukaryota, Fungi, Basidiomycota, Agaricomycetes, Boletales, Suillaceae. The annotation marks the transcript as partial. The record is from RefSeq and is a predicted model, not a curated record. The transcript has a single exon.